AUGAAUGCUAAAGAUGUUAAAUAAGCACUAUAAAAAUAUUAGCCAUAAUUAGAUUAGGAUUACCAAAACAAAUUACAAAUAGCUAAAUACACAAAUUUGUCUGAUAUUGAAAAAAGCAAUUUUUUAUAAAUUUCAGGUAUUUUAGAUUUGGAGUGUAGGUAUUGAAUAAUAACAUGUAUGCUUUCUAUUUAAUGGGAAUAUAUAAGAUCAAUUUGACAACAAUAGGAUUACAUAUCACACUAUAAAUAGUUUAGAUAAUAAAAUAGAUCAAAAGUAUUUGAUGGCAAUAUAAUUAGUACUUAUACCAUUGUAUAUAUAGUGGCAGAACAUAAUGCAAUCAAUGAGUUAUCAAGAUUUCGAAAGAUUUUGAAAUAACUUCCUAGUAAAUACUAUACUCAACUGAAAUUUCUAUUCUUAUAUCAAGCAAGUUUGAUGGUAAAAACUAGAUUAUGGUUACAAACUUCAAAGAGAUGGAGUUUAUGGUAGAAGAAAACAAAAUAUGUUAAUGAGUAUGCUUAAACUUAUUUUAAGUGUAGAAGAUCUGUUAAAAAUACAAAAUUUUUAAGCCAGUUGGAUGAAUUUAGUUCCUAAAUAAACUUCAGGAUUAGAUUAAAUAGAGCCUACAUAAUUAGUUAAAUAAACAGGAGGUUCUUUUGGUUCAAAUUUAACAAAUUAAAAAUUAAAUCAAUUUGGAAUACCUGUUAUACUUGAUUGUUUGCUUUCAUACUUUGUAACGAAUGCAGAUAGAUUUUUAAAACCAGAUAUAUUUAGAAAAUAAGGUUCAAUAAAUNCAAAAUUUAUAAUUAAUAGAAAUUUAGAAUAAGUCAAAUGA
Messenger RNA from Paramecium pentaurelia, 832 nucleotides. NCBI's taxonomy places the organism in Eukaryota, Ciliophora, Oligohymenophorea, Peniculida, Parameciidae. The record is from the annotation of a GenBank genome assembly.